GUAGGCAUGGAUUUGGCUGGGCUCUAAUGUUCUUGAGUCCUUUGGUCCUUUGAGAGCAUGUCACAAUCUGCCCUGCCCAUUGGUGCCUAGGAAAAGCUCCUCUAGCGGAACUUUUUUUUUUUCUUCUUAUAUUCUAUCAUCAUAGUAGCAGUUAGUCUCAGUAUUCUAAUGACAUAGUCUAGGCAGUAUUUUCAUGAAAUGAUUCUGUUGGUUGUUGUUAGAGAGUUGGUGAGGAUGAAUGGUGGUGAAGAUUGUAAAAGGAAUUGCUUACUGUUUGAUGCAGUAGGAGAAAACAUGAAGGAACUAAAGGAACCCAGACAGCGCAAAGAUAAUAGGCGCCCAGAUUUGGAAAUCUAUAAGCCUGGACUUUCUCGACUAAGGAAUAGACCUAAAACUAAGGAGGCUUCUGGGAAUGAGGAAUUUAAGGAUGAGAUAGUAAAUGACAGAGAUUCUUCUGCUAUUGGGAAUGAUACACAGCUUAUUCAAGUUUGCAAGGAAUCGGACAGCCAACAGCAAAAUGGCCCUAUAGAUGCAGAAAAUAGUCAGGCACAGGAAACGUUUUCAAAGACUGUUGGACUAGAGGACCGAAGUUUAAAAAUCAUCAAAAGAAGCAAGAAACCAGACCUGCAGAUCUACCAGCCUGGAAGGCGGUUGCAGACUGUUACCAAAGAGUCAGCAGGCAGGGCAGAUGAAGAAGAGAUCCUCAACCAAGUGGAGCAGUUGAGGAUAGAGGAGGAUGAGUAUAAGGGAGAAGCUAUAAAAGAAGAAGUUAAUAACAAACCGGAUAAAACCGAGAUAGAAAAGCACCAAAGUAAUGACCGUGUAAGAACUGCCAAGGGAGAAAAGGGAAAAAAGAUUGAAAAGGGGGAGGGGUCAAAGAAGAUGACUGAUGACUCUGUCCCAGGAAAGCCUGGCUCUGUAAAGAGGUACUCGAGAUCAGACAAGAGAAGGAAUCGCUACCGUACUUGCAGUACCAGCUCAGCUGGUAGCAACAAUAGUGCGGAGGGAGCUGGCCUGACCGAUAAUGGAUGUCGCCGGCGGCGCCAGGAUCGGGCCAAGGAGAGGCCACGACUGAAGAAGCAGGUAUCUCUGUCCUCAACUGAUUCCUUAGAUGAGGACAGAGUUGAUGAGCCUGAUGUCCUAGGGUCCAGGAGGAGCUCAGAAAGGAAGAAGCAUUUAGAAAGAAAUUGGUCUGGCCGCGGUGAGGGUGAACAGAAAAGCAAUGGUAAAGAAAACCGAAGUGCCCUUCGUGUCACUUUUGAUGCAGAAACCAUGAGUAAAGACUCCCCUGUGGUGAGGUCAGUCAGAGAUAAUGUGGAUAGAAUGAAGUCUGACAAAGGCCCAAGCAGUGGGGGUAAGGGCUCUGAGAAGCAGGAGCUCAGACACCCGAAACAAGAACUUCGAGAUCGUGGUCGUGGUAUUCUGAUUCUGCCUGCCCACACUGCCCUAUCUGUCAGUUCAUCAGGUUCUCCAGAGUCUACACCUUUGGGACCUCGACUUUUAUUUGGAUCUGGUAGUAAGGGAUCUCGGAGUUGGGGCCGUGGAGGCACGACCCGCCGACUAUGGGACCCAAACAAUCCUGACCAGAAGCCUGCCCUAAAAAGCCAGACACCUCAGCUACAUUUCUUGGACACUGAUGAUGAAAUUAGCCCUACAUCUUGGGGUGAUUCACGUCAGGCCCAAGCAUCUUACUAUAAAUUUCAAAACUCUGAUAACCCCUAUUAUUACCCUCGGACACCAGGCCCUGCCUCUCAGUAUCCCUAUACAGGCUAUAGCCCUCUGCAGUACCCAGUAGGCCCUACAAAUGGUAUGUAUCCAGGGCCUUACUACCCGGGCUAUCCUGCCCCCUCAGGACAAUAUGUGUGUAGCCCUCUCCCUGCUAGCACCAUGAGUCCUGAGGAAAUAGAACAGCACGUGCGGAACAUGCAGCAACAGGAGCUCCAUAGGCUUCUUCGAGUGGCUGACAACCAGGAACUGCAGCUCAGCAACCUGCUUUCCAGGGACCGCAUCAGCACUGAGGGCAUGGAGAAGAUGGCUCAGCUCAGAACUGAACUACUGCAGCUGUACGAGCGCUGUAUUCUAUUAGAUAUUGAAUUCUCCGACAAUCAGAAUGUAGAUCAGAUCCUGUGGAAGAACGCUUUCUAUCAGGUGAUUGAGAAGUUUAGGCAGCUUCUCAAGGAUCCAAAUAGUGAGAACCCAGAACAGAUUCGGAACAGACUCUUGGAGCUCUUAGAUGAGGGCAGUGACUUCUUUGAUAGUUUACUUCAGAAACUACAAGUUACUUACAAGUUCAAACUGGAGGACUACAUGGACGGGCUUGCCAUUCGAAGCAAGCCUUUACGAAAAACAGUGAAAUAUGCCUUGAUCAGUGCUCAACGAAGUAUGAUUUGUCAAGGAGAUAUCUCUAGGUAUCGGGAGCAAGCCAACGAUACAGCAAACUAUGGGAAGGCUCGCAGUUGGUAUCUGAAGGCUCAGCACAUUGCUCCCAAGAACGGGCGCCCCUAUAACCAGUUGGCUCUACUGGCAGUGUAUACGAGGAGGAAGCUUGAUGCUGUAUAUUACUAUAUGCGCAGUUUGGCAGCCAGCAACCCUAUCCUGACUGCCAAGGAGAGUCUCAUGAGUUUAUUUGAAGAGACUAAACGAAAGGCUGAACAGAUGGAAAAGAAGCAGCAUGAGGAAUUUGAGAUUAGCCCUGAGAAGUGGCAAAAAGGAAAGAAGUCUACUUUCCGGCAUGUUGGGGAUGACACUACUCGCCUGGAGAUUUGGAUUCAUCCAUCACAUCCUCGGUCCGCCCAGGGCACUGAGUCUGGGAAGGAUUCUGAGCAGGAGAAUGGUCUGGGCAGCCUGAGUCCCAGUGAUCUGAACAAAAGGUUCAUCCUCAGUUUUCUCCAUGCCCAUGGGAAGCUGUUUACCCGGAUUGGGAUGGAGACAUUCCCUGCAGUGGCUGAGAAGGUCCUUAAGGAGUUCCAAGUAUUGCUGCAGCAUAGCCCAUCUCCUAUUGGAAGUACCCGUAUGCUGCAGCUUAUGACCAUCAACAUGUUUGCCGUGCAUAACUCCCAGUUGAAAGACUGCUUCUCAGAGGAGUGUCGUUCUGUGAUCCAGGAACAAGCUGCAUGCUUGGGCUUGGCUAUGUUUUCUCUACUGGUCCAGCGCUGCACAUGUCUACUUAAGGACUCUGCUAAAGCUCAGCUGUCCUCUCCUGAGGACCAAGAGGACCAAGAUGACAUCAAGGUAUCUUCCUUCGUCCCGGACCUGAAGGAGCUGCUCCCCAGUGUGAAAGUCUGGUCAGAUUGGAUGCUUGGCUACCCAGACACCUGGAAUCCUCCACCCACAUCUUUGGAUCUGCCCUUGCAGGUUGCUGUGGAUGUCUGGUCAACACUAGCUGAUUUCUGUAACAUACUGACUGCAGUGAAUCAGUCUGAGGUGCCACUGUACAAGGACCCGGAUGAUGACCUCACCCUGCUUAUCCUGGAAGAGGAUCGGCUUCUCUCUGGCUUUGUCCCCUUGCUGGCUGCCCCUCAGGACCCCUGCUACGUGGAGAAAACCUCGGAUAAGGUUAUUGCAGCUGACUGCAAAAGGGUCACAGUGCUGAAGUAUUUUCUGGAAGCCCUUUGUGGACAAGAAGAGCCUCUGCUGGCAUUCAAGGGUGGAAAAUAUGUGUCAGUGGCACCCGUCCCAGACACCAUGGGAAAGGAAAUGGGAAGCCAAGAGGGAAAACAACUGGAAGAUGAGGAAGAAGAUGUGGUGAUUGAAGACUUUGAGGAAGAUUCAGAGGCUGAAGGCAGUGGGGGUGAGGAUGACAUCAGGGAACUUCGGGCCAAGAAGCUGGCUCUAGCAAGGAAGAUAGCUGAGCAGCAGCGUCGCCAGGAAAAGAUCCAGGCUGUUUUGGAAGACCAGAGUCAGAUGAGGCAGAUGGAGCUGGAGAUCAGACCCUUGUUCCUCGUACCAGAUACCAACGGCUUCAUUGACCACCUGGCCAGUCUGGCUCGGCUGCUGGAGAGCAGGAAGUACAUCCUGGUGGUGCCCCUCAUCGUGAUCAAUGAGCUGGAUGGCCUCGCCAAAGGGCAGGAGACAGACCACCGGGCUGGGGGCUAUGCCCGUGUGGUGCAAGAAAAGGCCCGAAAAUCCAUUGAGUUCCUCGAACGGAGAUUUGAGAGUCGGGACUCCUGCCUGCGGGCCUUGACCAGCCGCGGCAAUGAACUCGAAUCUAUCGCCUUCCGAAGUGAGGACAUUACUGGACAGCUGGGUAACAACGAUGACUUGAUCCUCUCUUGCUGCCUGCACUACUGCAAAGACAAGGCUAAGGAUUACAUGCCCACCAGCAAAGAGGAGCCAAUCCGCCUGUUACGGGAGGUGGUGUUGCUGACCGAUGAUCGGAACCUUCGUGUAAAGGCACUGACAAGGAAUGUGCCUGUGAGGGACAUCCCAGCCUUCCUUACGUGGGCCCAGGUGGGCUGAGGGGACCACACUGGGGCCCACCCCCAUGGAACCAUUCCUGAGAGGCCACCAGGCGCCCAGUGUAACACGGAAGAUGUCCACGCGCCUGAGCUACCAAUCCACCCAGACAAUAAACCAUCCUCUUCCAACCUCACGCCGUGGCCGUGCUGUGGGGGAGCCGCUCCUCACAGAGCCCUCCCAAGGGUCAGGCGGAAGCUGCUGGGACCCUCCUGGGCUGCCAAGAUUUAGCAGGGAGGUGACUGGCUACAGUGACAACAGGUGGACAAGCCGAAUAGGCCACCAAGCUCCCACCCUUUUUCCCUCUGUCUGGUCCCAGGGCUGGAAGGAGGCCUACUCACCCGGAGGACCCAGCCACUCUGUAGUGGUAAGGGGCAGAGAUUCUAAAGUUUCCAUCAGAUGCAAGGAAACUGAUCAACCCCUCAGUCUGCAGUCUCUGUCCUGAAUGUCUGAGAGGCUUUGGCUGUCAAGAAGAGUGCCCAGGUGUCUCCAUCUCCCUGAGGCCUAGAUGCCCUAUGGACCCAUGCUGACUUCUGUCUAUAACAGCAACAGCAGCCCCAGCCCUUCAACGCACACGCACGCCCUCACGCACGCACUCACACAGCACAUGUGCACAUGCUUCUCUUCCUGUCCACAUCUUGCACUUUGCCCUUGUUUUCCUUUUGGGCAGUCAUGGGCCUAAGGGAAGGGCCAUGUGGUCUUGGGCCCGUGCGUCCAGAGUGGCCCUCCACCAGCACAUGUUCCCAUCCUUGGCCUUCCUUUCACUGCAGUACCCUCUUGGGGAAAUUUCCUCAGACUCUUCUUUGCCUGCCUUCCCUUUCUAGUUGGCCCCUUUCAUCACCCCAACCCUAAACUUCCUCACCUCGGCUCCUCGUGGGACUUCUCGUUCUGAAUCUUACCCUACCACCUGUGACAGGAACCAAAUAAAGCCUUCCCAGCUGUCCUUCCUUCCCAACCCCUCACACCUCUGAGAAGCCUCCAAGCUGGGGGAGCUGAACCCCAAGGUAGAGGUGCCGGGUGUUGAGCCCGUUUCUGGCUUUGUCACUGUACGUCUUUACCCAGAAGAGGGGACAUGGGACCCUUUAGCCUUUGAGGGUUUUGGUUCUUUUAGGUUUUUUGUUUUUGUUUUUUUGCUGCCUCUCUGUUUACAACCUCACUUGGAGGCUCCCUACCAGGAAUGAAUUCCUUCAGUCUAGCACAGAGGUAGAGAAGGAUUGAGAAGGCUGUCUCAGGCUAAGCAGGGGUGACUCUUGAUAGGAUCACACACAACCCACCUUAGGAGGAGCAGUGCUUCACCAAGGGUGCUCUGCCCUUCUCAGGCCCAGGAGAGGGCUGUGCAGGAGAGCCCAGGACAGUGCCCAGGACUCAGCUCAGAAGCUCUCUUGAUUGUAAGGCCCAGGCAGGCUACUUCCUUUGAGGUCCCCUCCUCUGGCUGUGAGGGUCAUUGGCUGGGGAUGGGGGGAUUGGAAAUGGGAAGAAUACCUUUCUUCUCUCUGUCCCAUUUGGAACCCCGGUUUUGUUUCCUUAAUAAAUUUUUAGUUAUGAAAUAUAAUUGACCUCUGCUGGUC
Molecule: messenger RNA, 6023 nt
Organism: Mus caroli (Ryukyu mouse)
Lineage: Eukaryota; Metazoa; Chordata; Mammalia; Rodentia; Muridae
Gene: Smg6
Product: SMG6 nonsense mediated mRNA decay factor
Biological process (GO): nuclear-transcribed mRNA catabolic process, nonsense-mediated decay
Cellular component (GO): telomerase holoenzyme complex
Molecular function (GO): telomeric repeat DNA binding; protein binding; telomerase RNA binding
Source: RefSeq, a predicted model, not a curated record